AUGGACCGACUGCCAUCAGAGAUCAAAUGUCUGAUUGCGAGAUAUAUGGGCGAUGAAUGUAUGAAGAGCUUGGCUGCACUCUCCCUGGUGGACCAAGAAUGGAACAGAAUUGCCAGGCCGCUCUUGUACGAGCAUAUCAUUAUACGUCCACUCAAAGAUGAUGCCUCUCAUAAGUUUCACUGGCAGCCAGAAGCCAGCCGUGUUCUCGUACACAUAAAGCGACUCAGUAUCAUCGUCCCAUGGUAUCCAAUUAGCGGCCCACCGCGCGCACCAGUGCUUCGUGCCUACAGCGGCCUCCGGGCUUCGCUUAAGACAGAGAAUUUGGGAGGUCAAAGCAUUCCCAAAUUUAGGGGUUGUUCAACGAACCAGAGCGCCGAGGUAAUUGACCUCAUUCACAAGGUCCCUCAAUUGCGGGAUAUUGAUCUUCUUAUGUCCAACGGCGGCCCUGUCGAGCUUCACAAGGCCAUCAGGCAGUAUCAUCCAGAUUGUCGAUCAUCUGUCUACUUGAGUCCUCAAGUGGGAGACAUGUAUCGAAAGACAGACGAUUGGGUUCUAUCGCCGCAGCUGCACACCGCACAUGUUACUCUUUUCGAGCAUCCGGAGCGCAGGAACUUCAGGGAGCACCCAGAUAGAGUUCUUGAAGAUAUGAUUAUUCGUGCACCGCAUGUCAAGAGACUUGCAUUACAGAUUGUCGCGGGUGGUCAGGCCGGCCCGAAGGAAGACUUCAGCGAGACGGUGGUUGUUGAGGGAAGGGUUGGGGUGGAACCACUGCGUGCAAAGCUUGAACAGCUAGCGUGGCCGCUGAAUACCCUAAUGCCGGCUGGGCAGUUCCUCAAGUGGGAUAAGCUAGUAGAUUACAGCUGCUUAAAAUCGUGGACCGUUGGCUGCAUCGAAGAGACCCAAGUACUGCGCGCUAUUGCCGGUCUCCGUCCCUUCCAGCAGCUAAAUAGACUCACCCUCGCUCUCUUCCCACCGCAAGACGACGAGUUAUCCUUCUACACAGCUGUAGAGGCAAUGUUCGACUCCCUCCCCCCGCUCACAUACCUCUGCCUCCUGGGUAGCUACAAACCAGCCCUCCUGUCUACUGCCCUUCGCAAGCACGGCCCAACGCUACUUGAACUAAAGCUCAACGUCGGCUCCCAAGACUUGAACCAUCAGACACUCCGCCGACUCCGCGCAAAAGGCCAGAGUGUGACAGGCCCAAUAUGUUCCGUCGAGGAAAUCCAUCCCCUUGCAGCCCAUUGCCCCUCCCUCCAGACCCUGUGCAUCGCCAUCCAACGCAAUCGCGGCCUCGAAACACCCGCAUACACCGCGCUCGCCCUGUUCCCAGCUCUAACAACUCUCGAGCUCUACCUGAACUGCCCACCGCUUGUGGACCCCAACGAAAUCGAACCCCCCUCCCCAGUUCCACCGCGCGACCUAACGGAAUUUGAGAAGUCUCAACCCCUGCCUUCUACCGGCCUCGAGGUGCCUAUCUGGUACAUCAGAGACACAAUGAUUAACUCCGCUAUCGACAAGGAUCUGGCCAAGACUAUAUUUACACACAUCCGCUCCCACCAGGUUAGGGGUCAGUGCCUCACGAAGUUAAAGAUUCAUCCCUUGUAUAGUGCACCUGCAGCUGCUGCAAGAAGCAUAUCAAUAGUGUCGAAUUGCAAUAUCUUCAAAGCGCCGGCUCCGUCUUGGACGGUUCAGACGGACCUUCUGGUCGGUGUCAAGGCCGUAAAGCAUAUGCAGAAGCAGAGUGCCCGUCGUUGGGUGUCUGAGGGGGCUGCGCAGUUGGAGGUCAUUUUUAAUUCUGUUUGGCCGCCGGCGGAAGGGGAGGAAGAGAAUGGAAAUGAGGGUUCAUAA
This is a messenger RNA of Penicillium psychrosexuale, 1848 nucleotides long. RefSeq lists its product as uncharacterized. The coding region runs from base 1 to 1848 and encodes 615 amino acids. The transcript is spliced from 3 exons. The record is from RefSeq and is a predicted model, not a curated record. NCBI's taxonomy places the organism in Eukaryota, Fungi, Ascomycota, Eurotiomycetes, Eurotiales, Aspergillaceae.